AUGGCUACCCAAGUUAUCAACCCCCAGGCGACUCCAAUCGCCCUACCUCCUACUGGCCCAGCUGAUGGCCCAGUUGAAGCUCCAGCAGUAUCGUUCUUGGGCUCGAAUUCCACAACCGCAUCGGUCAAUCUUGAAGCCAAAGCACCAUUUUCAUCUAUCCAGGCUCUCUUUGAUCAUCUUCAUGCCCACCCUGAUGAUGUUGCCAAGCUCAAUGCAACCUACCCUCACCGGGGCGUCAUCAAGACUGCUGCCCUACACAAACCCGAGUCGGAUCAGAAGUUCACCAUCGACCUCUCGCCCAUGCGGAACUCUCGGAUUCCAGAAGCACUACGUCAGUCCUUGGAUCCUCAUGGCCUAGGUGAGGUCCUCGACUUCUUCAACGCCAUCAGUGCUUACCUCCUCGCUGGUACCGAUCUGUCUGCGGCACACACCUCAUACAAUAUGAACUAUCGCCUAUGUGACUACAAUCCUAACACGGCUGCUCCCGAAUCGUCGAAUGGAUGCGGAGCCCACACGGAUUAUGGAACCUUCUCGAUCAUCUUCCAAGAUGGCACGCCCGGUCUGGAGCUCGAAGAAACCGCGGGUACGUGGGUUCCCGUCCCAGGGGAUGCCACUGUUGUCUUGACUGGUUGGUGUGCCGUUAUCUUGAGUGGUGGCCGAAUUUCCGCUGCCAAACAUCGUGUUCGCCGUGCCCCGGGCGUGCGUCGACUGAGUGCUGUCUUGUUCGUCGCCCCUGGCCUUGACGUGAAAUUGAAGCCUAUGGGUGAUUCGCAGCCAAUCAGAGCUUUAUCCGACACCAUCAUGCUUGGAGACCUAGAUGUUGCGACCUUCAAGGACGUUAUGGGGAAGAGAUGGCGAUACCGAGAGGGCAACGAAGAGAUGGACAAUGCAGACUCUCUCUCCCAGGAUAACGAGAUUGAGAACAUGGUAUGGGGCUAA
Molecule: messenger RNA, 939 nt
Organism: Penicillium cinerascens
Lineage: Eukaryota; Fungi; Ascomycota; Eurotiomycetes; Eurotiales; Aspergillaceae
Exons: 2
Coding region: 1-939 (312 amino acids)
Molecular function (GO): dioxygenase activity
Source: RefSeq, a predicted model, not a curated record